Branchiostoma belcheri (Belcher's lancelet) is the source of this 2404-nucleotide messenger RNA. RefSeq lists its product as uncharacterized. Lineage: Eukaryota; Metazoa; Chordata; Leptocardii; Amphioxiformes; Branchiostomatidae. Bases 210 to 734 code for a protein of 174 amino acids. The transcript is spliced from 2 exons. Gene Ontology annotation, molecular function: acyltransferase activity, transferring groups other than amino-acyl groups. The record is from RefSeq and is a predicted model, not a curated record.
UAACGUUCCGAGCAAAUGUUUUGUCUCCAUAGCAACAUGCUUCGGCAAUCCUCGGUAACCUUCGGGACUUUCCGUGUAGUGACUUCCUGUUGAUUCCGCUGCGUUCGGAAGAUUGGCAGACAUCUCCUCAACUUCGUCAUCACAAGAAAAGCAACAAAUUAUGUUGCAGCGUCAUGUAAUAACAACUGUGUGCAGAAACCAGUGAUGUAAUGCUGACCAUGCAGGCAUCCAAUGUACCUCAGCUCGUUAUCAAGGAGGUUGAGAGGAAUAACAGGAACAGACGGACUUUCGUUCAAGUAUCGCGGGACACAUGUGGUGAGAACUUCUCUCCAGGCGAAGACAACCGCGUCUUCUUCGGGUACCAGCAACACUCACAUCCACACGGACAGCCACACUUCAACCAGCCUAUUGCAGUAGCUAGCGUCUUACCGGCCUUACCAGAAGACAACCACCCCAGCCCAAACUUCCGUUCACGACAUUACCAUAAACUUACCUUUCUCUUCGUGAAGAGGGACUUUCAGCAGAUGGGUUACGGGCGUCUGAUGACAGAGCACAUAGAAAGGGCGAUGACCUCGUCCCUUCCUCGGCCAAUCCGAGUCGAGAGCGCGGCGAAGGCGGUGCACUUCUUUGAAAGGCUUGGCUACUCCACCGUAGGGGAGCCCAUUGAGUGUGUCUGUGCUGGAACGUUUUUGUUCCGCACUUUACAGAACAUGGAGAAGCAUGUCUCAUGUUAGGAAACACGUCACGUUCUCGAUCGCGAUGUCAUACCCCGAAGCAAGGUGAAACUCAGUCGAACUUUUGAAGAAGUGAUUUUAAUUUUUACAGGAAUGUUACUGGGAAAACGUCAAUCGACCCUGGUAGUCAUGUCGUGUGGUGUGACUACUGUUAUGAAUUAUCUAUUGCCAAUUUAUCCACGGCCUGAGGGCGUUAUGUAACCUACUUAUUUGAAAGAUAGAAUUUAUUCAUGAGUUAUUCAUUUCAGAUAUGUAGUGGUAUCCGUGCACUAUCGACCUAGAUGUACAGUCAACAAAUGUCACUGUAUAUCCUCGGCCUAUUGUUAUUGUCACUGAAUAAGUCUAAAACACUAAACGAUGUAUGCUGAAAUGCCUGAAUUCCGGUGUUUUUUUUAUGUCGUCAGUGAUAUCAUGAUAAACUGUAUGAAUUGCGUAUAUUGGUAAAGUUAUUCGUUUAUUAAUUUUGCCUUACACUAAAUUAAACCUUACACUAACUGAGUGAAUGAAUGCUUUCAAACUCCCAAUGUGUAUUUCAAACAUAAAACCCGCACACUAUAAUGUAACGUAGCUGGUCCAGCAUUUUACGCCAUCGUGACAUGUCUAUGGAGUAGACGCCUCCUAACGACAUACACACAAACUGUUUCAAAGAAAGCUAAUGUAAACUGUUCUUUAGAUACUCCCCAACACAUACGUCUUACUUUCUGAACUUGGUGGAUUGUUUCGUUAACGUUUAUUAAUUUCUUAACGUAACGACAUAUGGCAUAUUUUCAUUAAGAUUUUGAUUGCCGUCAAAUACUACAAUAAAGAGACUACAUGCCUCACAACAAGAUUUAAAAAACAAAUUCAACUAUGUCAACUUGAAGUGUCAAAUUACAAAAUUAAAUAUAAUCUCUGAUAGCAACGAUAUAACUAAUUCCUCGAGGGACAAUUUCUUUUAUUUCAUUAGUAUUGCCGACUCUAGGCUGACCGUUGAUUUUAUUGAUUUUCCGUUAUUCCUGUGCGGUGCAUCCAUUACAGUUAGUAGAGUUCGCCAUUGCUUGGAAUAAUGUUAUUCUAGGUCUCAUUGUUUUUAAGCAAAGCAACACGAUCGAAGACAUUUGCAUUGCUAUCGUGUAUCGUUCGGUGUAUCGUCAUCCCCAUAAAAGUGCAUUUCAUAAUCUGAUCGAGUGUCGUCGCUGUUGCGAUGUAUAGCUGCCUUCACAUAUAGCCGAAUAUGGCCUCCAGAACACUACCGAACUCACCCCAAACCAUGUGAGUGGUUAGGAGCAGGUCGGAAGCAGGGUCGGCCAUAGUUGGCUGGUGUUCGGGAGAAGAUCAGCAGUUAUCGGGACGUGUUCAACUCAACAAAUUUUAUUUUAUAGAAAAAUACGUGUGCAUGCCUACAUCUGGUCAGGCUGCUUAAGAUCUUCAACCACCCCUGGUUGUAUGGUGGUAGGGGAAGGUUUUGAAUACUAGUACCCAUAUGUACAUGUAUGUCUUUUGAUCACGAACUCAUGAAUCAUAUUUUAGCCAUACGAGUACAUGUGUGCCAAUAAACGAAAAAUAUGAUGAGUGAUAUGAACUGUUAUUAUCAAAUUUGAUAGCAAUUUUAGGUUGACAACGGGCCAAAAUGGAAAUUUGUAAAAUGAGCACCUGAUCUGUAAUUUGCAAUAAAGUUGGACUGCUGUAGA